This is a messenger RNA of Rhipicephalus sanguineus (brown dog tick), 5496 nucleotides long. It is a transcript of the gene Dsor1, whose product is annotated as dual specificity mitogen-activated protein kinase kinase 1. Gene Ontology annotation, molecular function: protein kinase activity; ATP binding. Lineage: Eukaryota; Metazoa; Arthropoda; Arachnida; Ixodida; Ixodidae. The transcript has 11 exons. Bases 109 to 1290 code for a protein of 393 amino acids. The record is from RefSeq and is a predicted model, not a curated record. Gene Ontology annotation, biological process: protein phosphorylation.
GUUACCAUCUACCAUCGCUACCGCAAACUUGUAGAAGGUGCUCAGCACGGCGGAGUCGUAGCGUUCUCAUUUUGUACGCUUGUAUGCUGCGCGAAGGAAGCGGCUAACAUGAGCCGAAACCCUGGGAAAAACAAAUUAAACCUCAAGCUUCCGCCGGGCUCCAUUGAGCCGCUAGAUCACUCGGGGUGCGAUCCGACAAACGAUAAAUCGACACAGAACACGAGCAUCGAAGACUUGCAGAAAACACUCGAAGGCUUGGACUUGGAUGAACAGCAGCGCAAGCGGCUGGAGGCAUUCCUGUCCCAGAAGCAGAAAGUUGGCGAACUCACCAGCGAUGACUUUGAGAACCUUGGUGAGCUUGGUGCUGGAAAUGGGGGAGUUGUCACCAAGGUGCUGCAUCGACCCAGUGGCUUCAUCAUGGCCCGGAAGCUGAUUCACUUGGAAGUCAAACCUGCCAUUCGGAACCAGAUUAUAAGAGAGCUGAAGGUGCUUCACGAGUGCAACUCUCCGCACAUAGUGGGCUUCUACGGAGCCUUCUACAGUGAUGGCGAAAUCAACGUCUGCAUGGAGUACAUGGAUGGCGGCUCCUUAGACUUAGUGCUAAAAAGGGCAGGCCGCAUACCUGAAAAAAUAUUGGGAAAGGUCACAAUAGCGGUACUGAAAGGUCUCAAUUACUUGAGGGAGAAGCAUCAGAUAAUGCAUCGUGAUGUCAAGCCAUCAAACAUGCUUGUGAAUUCUAGGGGUGAGAUCAAAAUUUGUGACUUUGGUGUGAGUGGGCAACUGAUUGAUUCCAUGGCAAACUCCUUUGUGGGAACACGGUCAUACAUGUCGCCGGAGCGACUCCAAGGCACGCACUACACGGUUCAGUCGGACAUUUGGAGCCUGGGCCUGUCAUUGGUGGAAAUGGCACUGGGCCGCUACCCAAUCCCACCACCUGAUGACCGAGAACUGACUGCCAUCUUUGGCCGCAACUACACCCCUGAAAGUAACUCCGGCAUGGCAUCGGGUGACGGACCACGGCCCAUGUCAAUCUUCGAACUUCUCGACUACAUUGUUAAUGAAGCCCCACCUUCAGUGCCAGCAGGUGUCUUCUCGCCAGAGUUCAAGGACCUCGUUGAUCGUUGCUUGAAGAGGAAUCCAAACGAGCGAGGAGAUUUGAAGACAUUAAUGAACCAUCCAUACGUGCGGACAUCGGAGCAAGAGAAAGUGGAUUUUGCGGGCUGGGUGUGCCAAACCAUGGGCUUGGACCCCUCGACUCCAACAAAGCUUACUCCCGAGGGACAGGCCUGACUUCCAUAACGGUCAAAAAGAAAGCAAUGGAGGAGCACAGCUGCUCUCAGCCUAUCAAGACGGCCAGUGCGUUCGCAACGGGGCCGAACAUGCGUGCGAUCCCUGCCUCCUCUUCCAACCCACACGUCUCUCUCUCGUGGGCACAGGGCUCUCAAUGGGUCUGCUGCUCCCCCUCUCUUCCCCUUUCCCAUGGACUUUCUGUUGCCUCCAAGCUAUGUCUCCAUCUGGGGCACCAGUUUCACCACUGGCCAUCGCAUGGACGGAUGGAUCAAACGGUUGUACCCGCACAUAACAGUUGCAGAUGGGAAGGAGUCUGCCACGACAGUGCGAUUGUUCCAGAAGUUAUAGAGAACAGAUGCUACUGAAUUGGCUGACAGAUUCUGAAGGUUUGUGUUUAGUGGAGCAGUUUGGAGAGGAUGUGAGGGCAGUUUGUUUGCACACCUGCUUCAUCCUCGCACGUACGCAGCAGCAGUUACAGCGGAAAACUUAGUUGAUGCAAUUCUCAAAAAGAGCGUGCCCAGUUAGCCUCGUGGGUACUUUAACCUUCUCGGCCGAGGGUGAUCCUUCCCUUUUUGAGGGGUGAUCGAUUUCGCACCAGUAACGCUGCUGGUGUUGUGUAUAGAGAGCGCAGUUUUCUCUUCAUCGUUGCAUGUCGCUUAUUAUUUAGUUGUUCUGCGAUAUAAAGAGCAGCUGGCCUUCUGGUCAGCACGCCAGGGAAUGCAUUCAAAUUGCUGCUGUUCUGCAAUGCAGUUAAUGUAACUGUUUUGUGGAGGUUAUGGCUACCAUCGUCUUUCGUUUCACCGACACGAAGUAACAGCAUGCACUUCCCGCUGCAAGUAGUCGCAAGGUUUGCUGCAGUAGAGCUCUUUUAGUUCUUUUACUCAUUCAUGCCAUUCAGCUGCAAUUCAUGCUCUUGCUUUCGCUACCCAAACUUUGGCCAUACCAAAUUACAGGGUCAUACCAAACUACAAGCAAGCUCAUUGAAGCAAGCUUGCUCAUUGAAGUUGUAGUUUACUUGGCAGAACUUGCAGCCGAUGUGAAGCUGAGUCCUUUUGCUUUGGAUUGUGCAGCACCUUUUGUGUCAUUCCUUCUUGUGUGAUGACUUGUGCCUACAGUGUGUGCUUAGGUGUUUAAAGGGAGAUAGGGUGGCUUGUUGGGCGAGUUGGCACAAGGUAUACUUGGUAUGGGUAUGCCCACAGCUAAAAAAGAUAGAUGGAAAGAACUUGAGGCAGGAGACGGAGAAAGGAACAGGAAGGGUGGCGAUUCAAAGGAACAUUGACACAGUGAUCUUGCCUUUCACUGCAUCUCAGGUACUUGUUAACUCGAUAACUGUGCAUGCAGCUAUGUGAAAGCUGCUAAAUGGGCUCUUGCGUUUGUAUGUUUCACUAAGCUCUUCAAUGCAUUCGACAUUGUAUAAGACUGGCUGUCCGUUGUCACGUUCAAUAGAAUUCUGGGUGCGUAUUUUUUGUUCUCUUUCCACUCUUAUUCUGCUAAGUUCUGAAUGUUCUAUCAGUGACUUGAUGUGGCUUUUGACCACUGAUUAUGGGUCGGUUGGCACUUAUGUUGGUUGUUUACAAUGCCACGAGACCAGAAUCUGAUCUCUGUAAUGCAGCAUGUGGCCUGCCUAAUGCCUGAAGCUUCACUAAAGUUCUUGAAUAUCUCAAACUGGCUGUAUAAGAAGGCACUGUUAUUGGUUGCAGGUUCCAUUCUGUAAUUACAGAAUUGACACCCAUGUAACAAAGGACAGAGGCAACAUUGUGUCACUUCUAGCAUAAGAAAUCGCGUUGCAAUGAAUGAAAACUACGAUCUCUGGUGAUGUCCGAGGCUUUUGGUUUACCUUGCUGGACACAACAUCAUCGCAAUGUAACGCAGCCUGAAGCAUCAUGGAAAGCAUUUUUUUAAAAAAUCGUUCAUGUGUACCGAUUUUACUUUGACCAGGAUGUGUUAAAGGUUGUGGCCUUGAGAUAGUGGACGCAGCUUGAUUGCAUUUGUGGUCUUUUUUGUAAAUGCGGCAUAGUUUUGUUGCAUUGUGUAUCAUGUUAGUAUCCAUUUUCAGUGUUAAUGGCCGUGAAUUAAUUUUCUUUACAUUAGAUUGCACUCAAAAUAAAAAACUGCCAGAGCAGCUAUUGGAUGUCGUUAAGGUUAUUACAUGUGUAACACAGGCAACAAAUAUGAUAUAAGAGCAGGCUUCUCAUGGCUGGAAAGUAAAAGGUGCAUUGUUACAGUUGUUUAAUGUAACAUUGCCUGCUACAGCAAACCAUGACUGAGGGCUUCGAGCACUGCUGAACAGUGCACGCAAAAACGUAAGCAGAUGCCUCCAGGUUGCUCAUUUAUUCAAAUGUCUGCAAAGCUUGUGCAUGCACCAGGGUAGGUUUCAAGUGAGGCUACUUUACAAACCUUGCUUUACUGUCUCUAUAAUGUAGGCUCCACCACUUCACCCUUCCAGUGUGAGGGGAAGUCCAGACACUAUCACUUCAGGCCUAUGACUGGCUUUCUACCAGUGUUGCGCACUUGGCAGUCAAGCCCAAUGCGUGGGGUACAAAUACAUGUUCAUUGGAGUGUUGAUACAGACACUCUUCAACAAGAAGCUAAGGAGGAAGUGUUACAUUUGUACACAUGACACCCUUAUAGCGAGCAAGGAUGGUAAUGUUUACACUGCUCUGUUCACACUGUUGCAUGCAUUUGUGCUCUUUGCCCUUGCUGGAAGCAAUGUUCAUUGAAAGCAGAUUCGUAAUUCGGUGCAGUACCUUUCCUGCAUGUGAACUGCAGUUGUUCGAUGAGUUGUUCUUGUGUUAUCGCUCCUCUGCAAUCUAUGCACAACAUUGUACAUAUAUAAUGUGCAAGCUGAAGAAAGUGGCCUGCUGAUGUUGUGCAGACAGGAAGCACCUGCGAGGUAGUGUGUACAUGGCGAUUAUAUUCUUUAGGUCUCUUGAGCGUGCAGUAUCUUCGUUCUCGCUUGUGAAUUCUCGUUUACACUGUAAAAACUCUUACUGUAAACCACCUGAGCAGUGUCUGAAGAUGGUCUGGUGGAGAAAUGCGUGGCACCCCGAAAGUGGACUGUAUUUGCAAGUUUUCAGCAGCUUGGCCAUCCCCAAGUCCGUCUGGUCACACUGCGGACACAGUGUUGCACAACUUCAAGACAGCAGCAGCUUGUAAUUUUACAGGGUUAUUUGUAUAAUUGAGCUGCAGAUUGACUUCCAGCCGCCUCAAGAGCAGGUUAUCUGUCACGAAACCUACGGUCGUCCUUGAAAGACUCGCUGAUGUGCCACUAUGGAACCUGGAAUUGUAGCAGCGUGGUAUUUUGCCCUGUCACUGUCCUGUUGCACCUUUGCCAACUGAUUGAUUGGUUGUGUCACAGCCUACUGUACAGCUUUUUUUGGGGACUCUUAAUUUAUUGAUGGCGAAGAUGGUCUAGUGGUUUAUGCCAGCAACGAUGCUUCGCAUUGAGCAGAAAGUGUUGGUGAGGAGACUAGGAGCAGGCACAGCUUCGUCCUCACUGAGGGGGGGGGGGUGUUGGUGAAAUGUGAUGUGGAAAAAAAAAAGGCCACUGGGUGUUCUGGUAGAGUACUCUAGGAAACAUUCCCAAGCGCGUGUCAUCCUCUUAUGAACUUUUAUUUAUUGAAGCAACUGUCCCAUCUUUCUUUUUGUGCGAGUGGUUUGUUCCGGCUCUGCAGCCUCGGGGCCUCAUUUUUCGAAAUGCUCCAGUGAACAAGGGCACGUAUGUGAGCAAAACAGAACAAGUGGAUAUGCACCUUGGGGAGCUGUGAAGCAGCUAUGGGUCUACUAUUACAAGCAUCGAGUUUAACUCUGCGCGACUGCACUGUGUCUGAGUGUGUUAUAUUUUAUUGAUGCAUGCCUUCCCGAUUGGGAGGAACACGCUUACUACAGCUUUGUGGCGGCAACUGAGUGGACAAUGCCCAUUUUCCUUUCUUGUGCGCGGGUGUUCUAUCAGUUGGCAAUUGCCACCUUGUAUCUAUUGUUUCUGAGAUGUUUGUGUUGCUCGUCCGAGAAGAUUGUGUUGCUCUCAACGUUUUUUUGUGUAGGGACUUUUUUUUUUUUUUUUUGCCUCAUGUAGCAAGAAGUGGUGAGGGGUCUGAAAAGCAGCAAGCAUUUUGUUGACCAAAGAAAUCCUUUGCUGCAUCUCUGCAGGUGAUAUGACUAUUUUAAAAUAUUUGAGUUUCAAUAAAGUGGCCCGUGCAUGAAAGU